This is a messenger RNA of Zymoseptoria tritici IPO323, 4779 nucleotides long. RefSeq lists its product as uncharacterized. The coding region runs from base 1 to 4779 and encodes 1592 amino acids. NCBI's taxonomy places the organism in Eukaryota, Fungi, Ascomycota, Dothideomycetes, Mycosphaerellales, Mycosphaerellaceae. Gene Ontology annotation, molecular function: protein binding. The record is from RefSeq and is a predicted model, not a curated record. The transcript has a single exon.
AUGAGUUGGGGAUUCAGUCCUCCGCAGGCGCAGGGUGCGUCGGCGGGGCAGGCAGGGCCAGAUCUGAUUGAGGAAGAGACAUCACAGUUGGCCAUGCAAGACGUCGCGACAAAUCCUGGAGACAGUCUGAAGCUCUUUGCGCAGCCGUGGCCAGCAGACAAUCUGCCUGCUCCGACUGCUUCUCUCUUGGCCGUUGCUUCGAAGAGGAGAUUACUGGCUGCAGCUGGACCGGACAAGCUCAUCCUGACUGGAACGACCACGAUCAGGUCGCAGUACAUCCCUCGAAGAAAGACGAAAGAUGCAUCCAAAGGCAUCAUGCAAGACGAGUCCAAGCUCAAGGACUUCAAGGCCGAGGUGGAGAUCACAGUACCACGUCUGUCGCAUGUUGCCUUCAGCUCGGACGAGAGCUGUCUCAUUAUCGUCGCCGAGCAGGGAGGUGGUUUGGCAUGCUACGAUGUGAACGCUCUUACGAACGGAGGGAAAGAGCCGGCGUUCCAAAUCGGAACCCUGGGCAGCAGCGUACGGCAGCUUCUCCCAAAUCCGAAUUCACAGGCAGAGUUCACACGCAUGUGCGCAAUCGUGCUGCAGGAUGGGCGGCUACUGUUAGCAGAUCUGCGGACGCAGUCCUUGGUCAAAGGCUCAGCCGGCAGUGAGGUCUUUCAUCAGAAUGUCAAGUCGGCAUCCUGGUCGAAGCUUGGAAAACAGAUCAUUGCUGGUCUCGAGGACAGCAGUUGCGUGCAGAUCGACAAUCAGGGCAACAUCAAGGACCAAAUCCCACAGCCGCCGCACCUCGCCUCUAUCAAGCAGAAUGGCGAGGACAACCUAUACGCUCCUGGUCUUCAGUUCCCGGUCACCUCAGUCUACUGGCUCGAAACCCACAAGUUUCUGCUCAUCUACACGCCCCAAAUUGAGCAGCCGGAGGAUCCUAUGCCCAAUCACAAUUCCCUCUACUUCAUUGCACAGCGCGAGAAGGGCACCCCAUUCACAUUCCGCAAGUUCGAUUCAGAUCCUUGCCCGUCUGGCUUCGAUGUCAAACGAUUGUCGGCUAGUCACUACAUUCAAAGACUCAACGAAUGGCAACCAGGUCUGGUCGAUAUGCUGAUUGUAGCAUCGUCCAUUUCCGCCGAUGUGGGCGUUGUGGCACAGUUCCAGGAUCGUGAUCCCGUGUGCGCAAUCUUGGACGAGAAUCGAAAAGCGUCACUGCCGACCAGCUAUGCGAGUGAGGGUGAUGAUACAUCGCCCAUCGGUAUGGCUCUGGAUUUUAGCGCCGUCGAACUCACCCCACGGCCUAUCCCGGAGGAGAGCGACACCAUCGAGAACUCACCGUUCCCGCUUCCGGCCUUGUGCAUGUUGAAUACUGACGGUGUGCUGCAAAUGUGGUGGGUCAUUUACACACAGUCCGUAAAGCAGACACCUGCGGGAGGACCAUUUCCGUUCGGCAGCAUGGUCCAGAAGCAGCCUCCGUAUGCGAAGUAUACGCACUACGCGCAGGCGAUUGCCGUCGAUUCCGAAAACCCAUUCGAUAACCAGGCGGACCCGGCUGAACAGUCCAACAAGGCCGAAAUUGACAGGAUGCUCGCUUCUCAAUCGCCUUUCUCGGACGCCAUCACUUCCGCAUACAGGUCGAGCGGAGUAGCGAACGCGAGCGGUGGCGGAGGUCUUGGCGAGGCUGCUGCCACUAACGGAGGAUCGGCCUUUGGGGCGUUGUCUCUUGGUCGUCCUUCUUCCGCGACUCCUUCUGCAACCCCGUCUGUAUUCGGUGGCGGCUCUGGCGGUAGCGCUACUCCUGCUCCAGCAAGCAAUUCUGCUUUUGGUGGCGCUUCUGCUCUUGGCUCGAAGGCGAGCCCAUGGAGCGCAUCCACUGGCGGUUCAGCAGCGUCGCCGUUCGGUCAGGCUUCAAAGCCAGCAUUCGGACAGUCUUCAUUUGGUCAACAACCUGCAAAGCCUGCUUUUGGACAGUCCUCAAAUCUAGGGAUCGGCCAAGCCCCUAGACCUGCAUUUGGGCAGCCCUCGACACCCGCGUUCGGCCAGCCUUCCGCACCAGCAGCUUCGUCGUUCUCUCAACCUUCCAAACCCGCCACACCCGCGAUCGAGCAAUCAACGAGCCCUGCUUCGCCGUUCGGUCAGACGCCUGCAUUCGGAAAGCCAUCAUUUGGUCAGCCUUCAGCCUUUGGUCAAGCCUCCCCGAUGGCCGGCGGAAGUGGUUUCGGUCAAAUCGGCCAAGUCGGCGCAGCGAAACCCAACCCGUCUAUCUGGGGCUCAGGUGCGCCGAAAACGAGUGAAGCGUCACCAUUUUCUGCGUUCGCAACGAAAGGCGAUACAAAACAAGCGUCAGGAUUUGCCAGCUUCGCCAAUCAGAACAGCUCCUUUGCAUCGGCAGGGAAUUCAUCAACGCCAGGCAAUGCUUUUGCCGGCGCAGGAAAAUCUAUAGGCAGCUUUUCUGGUAUCGGUCAGGGCCAGGGAGGUCAGCUCGGAGGUUUUGGAAAGCCUUCGAUGCCGAAGGAUCAGUCCAUGGGAUCUACGGCCACAAUCGGCUCGACUUCUUCUGGCUGGACCAUGACUGGAGGCUCGGGGUCGUCAGGUCUGUCACGUGAAGCGACGAUGAAGGAUGACGAUGCAGCCAAAAGGGGUCUUUCGGGACUGAGCGAUUUUACUCUUGGGUCUGGCUUCAAGGGAGACGGAACUGCCAAGGACGAUCUUCCCAAACCAGCAAAUCCAGGAGCGGGUAUGUUUGGCAAUAGUCUGGGAGAUAUCGAGGCCAAGAAAUCUUCGGCGCCCACGAUCAAGCCCGAGCCCGGCACUGAGCCCGAAUUGCAGCUGAAAGAUAUUCCGGAAGCACCACCACGAAGCCAAACAAGCAAGAUCGCCGAGGACGCGCCUCUACCGCCUGACCCUUCGACGUUCAAGGCUCCGCCUAUUCCGGACGACCUUCCCUUACCUCCCGAUCCCUCGACGUACAAAGCUCCUUCUGACGCCCCACUACCACCUGACUUCACGGCGCCGAAGUCGCAGAAACUAGCCGACGAUGAUGUUCCAAUCGCUGGGAGCCCACCAGUGGACGUCACCAACAGCGAGACGUUUUCAGCUGGCGCAGGCCCUUCGGAUGACGAGAGCGGUUUCUUGACUGAGGAUGAAGACGGCGAAGAUGGUGAAGAGGGUGGUGAUGAUGAAGAUGAUGAAGCUAGAGACGAGGACGACGAGGGCGACGAUGACUCGAGCUCCGAGGAUCCAGAAUUUGACGACGACGACGACACACGAGAACCUUACAAGCCACAGGACCCAGGCGCACUUGCAAACUUCAUGAAUCGCAUUACACCUCCGACAAAGAAGUCUUCGGCGGCAGACAAGCCGCAGACAAGUUACACUCCGUUUGGAAUGCCAAUGUCCAAAGGACCCGUCUUCCCACCUCCCGCCAACAGGCCCAUCCUCAGCCCUCGCUCGCCCAGUCCUCAACGCGCGGUUACCAGCCCAGUCGCGAGGCAGGAUCCACGGCACCAGCCGCUGCCACAGCAAAUCAAGACGACUUCUGUGCCGCCUGCGAAGCCGAUCGAGAAGAAGCCAGCAGAGCCCACAAAACCAGCCGAGCCAACAGCUGGCGAACUUGAAGAUGCUGCCGCCGAUAGAGUCAAGCAGACUUUGGAGGCUCCAAUCGAGCCAUCUAAAGAUCUGCCAGUUUUCUACACUCAUCAGGAUUACGCCGGCACUGUCGACAAGCCAGGCAUUGGCGGCCAGAUUGAGAUUGUCUACCGUGAUAUCAACUCCAUGAUUGACGUUGUCGGUCUGAAUGCUCGCGCUUUGGCUACAUUCAUCGAGGGCCAUACUAAGCUCCGCGAGUCUGGCUCACGAUCGCGUGAAGAUCUCGAUGCAACAGACAUUUGGUGUCUAGGGGAUCUCUCGGACUUGGGCAAUGUUGUUGACGGCAUCGCUCAACAGUUGGAGCAUGGCAAGCUGGAGCGCGUUGCAUCUGUCUUGAACACCCUUUCAGAAGAACAACGAUCUAUGCUCCAGCUCAAGUCGAAGACUGUAGACAUCCGCAAGCAUGUGGUAACCCACACCGACCCAGAACGCAUCGCCGCGCAAGAAUCGGCAGCUCUAUCUGCCGAGACUCAAGCACAACAAUCCGAGCUCCGUCAAGGCGUGCAGCGAGUGCAGAAACUUCUCAGCGAACUGGAAGAGAAAAUCUCACUCCUCCGUGCCGACCUUGCUUCAGCCCGGCGAAGCAACAACUCUUCGCAACAGGCUCCUGUUCCCACCGUUGAGGCUGUGACUAACACCAUCCUCAAGAUGACCGCCAUGGUCGAGCAGAAGAGCGGCGACAUCGACCUGCUCGAAUCCCGCAUCAAGAGUCUGCCAAACGGUAUUGAGAGUCUGCGCCUUAGCGACGACUACGAAGACGAUCUCGCUUCUCGACUGGGAGGCAGCAAGCUCCUCACCGGCAGUCCUUCGCGCACUCCACAACGUCCCCGCAUGGCCGCAAACGGCGAUGCUCUGGGGAUGAGCGCCAUGUUCGCCACGUCUGCGCUGCGGAACUCACGCUUCUCCACGCCGCCCGGUGCUGUGAAUCGUCGCUCCGUGGCCUUCUCGCCUUCAGCUAGUGCGUUCGGGAUCAGCACUGGAUCUGCGAGCGGGAGUGCGAGGAAGAAGAUGGCGGAUGUCACGGUUGAGGAGGUCGAGGCGUUCCAAGCGAGGAAGGGUAGGAGGACGGAUGUGUUGGGCAAGUUGAAGGGCAGGGUUGAGAGGAGUGGAGCUAGAGUAGUGCGGGUUGAUGAGAGACCUUGA